Saprolegnia parasitica CBS 223.65 is the source of this 1134-nucleotide messenger RNA. RefSeq lists its product as hypothetical. The transcript is spliced from 3 exons. NCBI's taxonomy places the organism in Eukaryota, Oomycota, Saprolegniomycetes, Saprolegniales, Saprolegniaceae. The record is from RefSeq and is a predicted model, not a curated record. The coding region runs from base 34 to 1134 and encodes 366 amino acids.
UGUUUCUUACUCCGGCCUUAUUGCCCGACCAGGAUGGGCACGCCAAGCACGCAGCAUGCAACGUACGCGGCCCUCUACCGCCUCAACGACCCGCUCUUCCUGCAGGACGUCCUCCUCGACGACGUCGUCCUGCGCACCUACGACGGCUGCGUCCUGCAUGGCGCGACCAACGUCCUUGCCUACCUCGUCGGCCCCGGCAUGACCGAGUGGAGCCAGCUCGUGCACGCCGUCGACGCGAUCACACACGUGGCGCCGCUUGCAACCAAGACGCGCUACAUCACCAAGGUGGGCUACGUCAAGGAUGUGCUCUUUGAAGAGGUCAUUACGUGGAACGACGACCUCCUCGUUGCCUCGAUCGUGCACACGUCGUCGCACAGCCACCGGCCACGAACCUUGUCGCGCCGCCUGUCGGCGUCCGCACACAGCGCCCAGCAGAGUAUCGACAGCCUCGUCGACACGUUCGUGGCGAGCUCGACCGCGUCGUCGCGCCGGUCGUCGUCGAGCUCGUCGUCGGUCUAUCCAACGGCGCCGUGCUGCUUUGAGCUCUCGCACGCGUCCGUGACUGACCUCAGCGUCGUCAAGCCCCACCGUCCGAUCCACGCUUACUUGCUCAUCAAGGAAUUCCCGUCCGGAAAGGUGCUGCACCGCUCGAUGGUCAUGAAACACGAGCGCGCGCCGCAGUGGCCGACACCAAUCACUGUGGCAUGCUCGCGGGGCUUUCGGCGCCUCGACAUUUCCGUCGUUCACACCUCCCUCGUGUACACAAAGCACCUCGGCAUGGUCAGCAUCGACGCGUCCGUGCUGCCGUCCAAGGUCCGAGAGCAGUACGAUUUCAUGGGCUCGAUCGUCGGCGACCCCGAGAACGCCCCCGACCUCUUCCUUACGUUUCACCGCUGCGACUCCAAGCACGACGCGGGCUCGUUGGAUCGACUCUACGCCCCCAGCGACCUAGUGACGCCGCGUCCAAACUUGGCCGCACCCGCCGCCGACGCGCCGCCACCGACCAUCCACUACCCGCUGCCUAUCGACGCCGCCAAAGGCGAGCUUGUGUGCCACAUGUUGCAGGCUGUGAGCCUCUCGCUCUUGUGUGUCCUUGGUAUGGUAUUGAUCGAGUACAGCACUGUAAGCUCGUAA